Danaus chrysippus (African queen) is the source of this 546-nucleotide messenger RNA. Lineage: Eukaryota; Metazoa; Arthropoda; Insecta; Lepidoptera; Nymphalidae. The record is from the annotation of a GenBank genome assembly.
AUGAAUCCCUAUCAAGGUCCGCCUCGAUAUCUACACAAUAUAGGAUUUUGCAACAGCGCCCCGCAAUCUUUUGGAAACCCGGCACCGAUGCCGGGUUAUCCCACUAUGGGUUAUCCUGCUCCCCAGCCAGGCUAUCCCAACACGGGAAGUGGCUAUCCACAACAGUCAAGUUAUCCUCAACAGCAAAGUUAUCCUCAAUCUAGUUCAGGCUAUCCUCAAGCUCCUCAAGGAUAUCCUCCUUCUCAAGGUUAUCCUCCCGCUCAAGGCUAUCCUCCUGCUCAAGGUUACCCUUCUGCUCAAAGUUAUCCCCCAGCUCAAAGUUAUCAAUCUCAGGGGUAUCCACCUAAUCAGGCCCAUCCAACUGCUCAACCUUACCCACAAUCCAGAUCACAACAGAGUCCUGGCCAUCAGGGAUAUCCACACAGUGUGCAGAGUCACCAGGCUUAUAACACAUCAAGUCCAGUAUAUAAUGAACCCAAGGUAAUUACCCUAUAUUCAAAUACCUACCUUGUGAUAAGCAAAACAUUGGCCAGCAACGCUUUCUAA